Molecule: messenger RNA, 831 nt
Organism: Bipolaris sorokiniana ND90Pr
Lineage: Eukaryota; Fungi; Ascomycota; Dothideomycetes; Pleosporales; Pleosporaceae
Exons: 2
Coding region: 1-831 (276 amino acids)
Cellular component (GO): proteasome core complex
Molecular function (GO): threonine-type endopeptidase activity
Source: RefSeq, a predicted model, not a curated record
AUGGGCGGCUUCGACUUCUCCAACCACAACCGCAAUGUGGCUCUCCAUGCCCAGGGCAUCCCCCUACCCAAGGCCACCAGCACGGGAACCACCAUUGUCGGCUGUCUAUUCGAUGGCGGCGUGGUAAUUGCAGCAGACACUCGCGCAACCAGCGGGCCCAUCGUCGCAGACAAGAACUGCGAGAAGCUGCACUUCAUCGCCCCCCAGAUCUGGUGCGCUGGUGCCGGUACCGCUGCAGACACCGAGUUCACCACAGCCAUCAUCUCAUCCAAUCUCGAACUGCACGCUCUCUCCACCGGCCGUAAGCCCCGCGUCGUCACCUGCAUGACGAUGCUGAAGCAGCACCUGUUCCGCCACCAGGGCCACAUUGGUGCCUACCUCGUUGUUGCUGGUGUCGACCCCACUGGCGCCCACCUCUUCACCGUCCACGCCCACGGCUCCACCGACAAGCUGCCAUAUGUCACCAUGGGCUCAGGUUCGCUGGCCGCCAUGUCGGUUUUCGAGACACAGUGGAAGGCGCACCUGACGCGCGAUGAAGCCGUCACUCUGUGUGCCAAUGCCAUUGAGGCCGGUAUCUGGAACGAUCUAGGCUCAGGUAGUAACGUGGAUGUGGCCGUCAUCACAGAGGAGAAGACCACCCUGAUGAGGAACUACAAGACACCAAACACCAGACAGCCCAAGCAGAGGAACUACAGGUUCCAACGCGGUACCACGGCGGUGCUCAACGAAAAGAUUAUCAAGAAGGAGGAGAUCAGCAAGUACGUUACCGUGCAUGAGCUCAAAGACGACAACGUGGCCGCCACAGCCGAGACAAUGGAUGUAGACUCGUAG